Molecule: messenger RNA, 565 nt
Organism: Dicrocoelium dendriticum
Lineage: Eukaryota; Metazoa; Platyhelminthes; Trematoda; Plagiorchiida; Dicrocoeliidae
Source: the annotation of a GenBank genome assembly
CUAUUUGCCACUCCCGUCUUCGAGGCUCCGAUUGACGUCCCUCUGUGCUGCGCUCUGGUACUAGAUGGCACUAGUUGAUGCUGCUCCUCAGAUGACAGCUGCUUCUAUAAAUAGCCUCGAAAAUUAUCAGGCUGAGCUGGACGCCGCCGGAAACGAUGCAUUGGCUUUCGAAAAUUCGUAUUGUAUGCGCUGUGGCGAUACCUUUCGCUUCAACGAAAAAGUUGUGCAAGCUAAGGAUCAAACUUACCACGUCAAAUGUUUUGUUUGUUCUCAGUGCUUCCAGCCCUUUCCCGACGGUGUCUUUUACGAAUUCGACGGCAGAAAAUACUGCGAACAUGAUUUUCAUGUCCUGUUUGCGCCGUGUUGUGGAAAGUGUGGAUGUUUUAUUUCCGGCCGUGUUAUCAAAGCCAUGAACUGCAAUUGGCACCCCGAAUGCUUUCGCUGUCAGUCAUGCGAUGGCUGCCUGACCGAUGAGGGUUUUGUAAAACUUCACGGACGGUACUGGUUUUUACCAAAAAUGUUUGAUCGUUUCUCUAACUCUGCCCUCUGUAUACUUUCUGUUUAA